This is a messenger RNA of Nezara viridula (southern green stink bug), 2517 nucleotides long. NCBI's taxonomy places the organism in Eukaryota, Metazoa, Arthropoda, Insecta, Hemiptera, Pentatomidae. The record is from the annotation of a GenBank genome assembly.
AUGCCACAACUGAAUGUCAUGGAAGUGGAACCAGAUAAACUUUUUGAACAAUAUUCUGUUACAGAAGUUGAAUCUGUUUUACAGUCAGUUAACAAUGAGAUUGAAAGGAAGAAAGUUGAGCUUAGAACGCUUGUUGGAGAAAGAUAUCGAGAUCUGAUAGAAACAGCUGAUACUAUUGGCGAAAUGAAGUCAAUAUCUGAACAAUUUAUCAAGGAAGUACAAGUUCUUACUACUGACAUGGGCAGCCUUAAGUUCAAGCAAGGACCAUCUUACAAGCCUGAUUCAAUUAAACAAAAGAAAAAAUCUGUCGCUUAUUCAAUGACUGAUACCAUUGCUGCCCAGCUUAGUAUUCUUGUGGAUUUACCAGAAAUGAUUUGGAGUUCUAUAGGUUCAAAAGAUUAUAUUAGAGCUGCUCAAUUAUAUCUACUUGGCAGACACAUCAAAACAGGAUUUUCUGUUGAUCGAGACCUAUCAGCAUAUGUUAAUAGGUUACCUAUUCUGGAUCUCCAAUGGAAUGCUUUAUCACAUUUUCCAAAAACAAUUUUGAAUGCUGCUGAAAAUGAUUUAAAGUCUCUUGACAUUUCAUCAGAGGCAGCUAGUGUCGCAUUGUGUGCUAUGGCAUUAUUAGACAGCAAGGAGCUGACUGGAAAGUUUUUGUCAUUACGUCUUGAAACUGUUGAAAUUACUCUUCAAACUGACAAAAAUGUUAAAACUAGGAUUCUUGAUUGCUACAAUGCAGUGGUGAAGUCAUUAGCCAUAUUAUGGGAUUGUUUUGCAAUUGAUAACUUUGGAAAACAAUUAUUUUGGAAGAAGUUACCUAAAAUAGCUGAUAGUAAAAGUCGACCUGUUAUUAAGUUAUUAGAGAAAGGAGUCAGGCUUAAAUAUCUCCCUCCAAUUAUACUCCAGUUCAGAUCAUCAUCACUUUAUUCAGCAAAAUUAUUCAGUUCAAUUGAUCUUCCUACGAAAAUUAGUGAAUGGCUCACAACUGUUAAGAACUUAGUUUCAAAAAAGGGGAAAGAACUUUUAAACAAUGUUGUGUCACUUCGCUCAAUAGAACCUUUAACUAAUAUACAAAUAACAAAUUAUAGGGAGUGGGAUCAAUUGUUAACCCUAUUCAAAAUUGAUAAUAAAUUUGAACUUUGGAAUGGUAUUUUCAAACCUCUGAUAUCGUCUAGAGCCAAAGAACUGAUAUCAAUACAUUGUAAUGAAGGUUUUGAUCAAAUUGUUAAUUCUUUGGAGAAGGCAUUCAUAGAAACUGACCCUUUCAAACCUGAUGACGAUCUCCGAUGGUUUUUAUGGGAAGACUGUCUUGAAGAUCUAGAAAUUGAUAGUGUCACUAAUGUCAGAGGAUUACUGUUGAAAGCAAAAGGAAUAACUCCAAAAGUGUCAAAUAUUUGCAGAGAAUUUGAAAAUAAUUUAUUAACUUUGCACGAUGAUGUAUCAGGACUUUAUACAACUGAUGUUACUCAGUUGUCAGAUAAUAAUGAAUUGAAAAUUCAUCAGCAAAAUGUUUAUUUGAAGUUAUUACUAAGGUUGAAGGAACAUAUCCGUGAGUUGUCUCACAAGGAAUCGAUUUCAGAGGGUGAACUAUCUAUUGUGGCCAGGUUCUUACUAGCAGUUCCCGAACUCUGUCAUACUCUGCAGAAAUUUUUGACUGUUUCGGCUGACAGUAAGUCAACACCUUGGGAAGAUGCGAAGGUGUUGUUUGAAACUGAGGGACUUUAUGUCUGGUCUUGCUGGGAAGCGAAAGCAGCUCAGAGGCUUGAAGCAGUUAUUCCUGUCCAUCUUCGAAAACCAACUACUUAUGCAGAUUUACUUAACAUUAUACCACAGUGGGACAUAGUUUGGAUAGAAGAAGGGAAAGAAGAUGAUGAAAGACGUAAAUCUCAAUUGCGAGUGCCUUCAAGUCCUAGCUUUCCUCUACAGGCAGUACUUCACUAUUUUUCUACUGAACUGGCUAAAGCUCACCUUCCAAGGAUUGUAAGUGAAAAUUUGAUGCAUAAAUUAAUGCCGAAAUUAAUAAAUGCUUACGACACUAGUUCUCCUUUGUGCCAAGCUGAAUCUCUUCAGAAUCUGUUUGAUGUGAAAUAUUUGCUGGCUCAGUUUAUACCUAUUGCUAACAAGGAUCUAUCAGCUCAGUGCCAAGGAAAGAUAUCUAAUAUUGAAAGUAAUAUAGAUCCAUUUGAUUUAGAUGUUUUUGCACCGUAUAUUGCAUCUAAUAUAAAAUUGAGUGUUUGCCGAACUCAGUUACUGUUUGGAAACUACUGUACAGUGCGCCCUGAAGACUCUAGUGCAGCGUCUAAUCUUAAGAUGCCUGAGGAUCCUAGCACCCUGGCUUUAAGCAAAUCAUCUGCCUGGUUUCCUCUCAUUCCAGUAACUAAUCCAGUCAGUAAGCCACUGCAUCUUGUCAAACCAAAGACUGUCAAAUCAUCAAGGCAGAGCUCUGCUGUGGUCGAGGCUGCAGCUGAAACCAGUAAGGCAACAAGCACAUCGUUCUUAAGUGACUGGUUUGGAUAA